AUGGCUACAGACUCGUCCCAAUUUCGAGUUACGCCAUAUCUCAUCUACCUUGUUUUUGUCACUACACUUGGUCCACUCCAGUUUGGUUAUCACUUGUCCGAGCUCAAUGCACCCCAGGCAGUUGUAACUUGUGACAAGAAAAGUAUUCAUUCAUCCAGCAUUCACGGUCUCCCACAAUGUAUCCGCAUGAAUCCCUCCCAGUUCGGCCUUGUUUCGUCAAUUUAUACUCUUGGAGGUCUUUUGGGAGCUCUACUAGCAGGGCCCGUUUCAACCAAGUAUGGACGUCUAUUCGCAUUAAGAGUGACUACCAUCUUCUUCAUCCUGGGACCAGUGGCUGAAACUCUCGCACCAUCCAUACCGAUCCUUCUCCUCGGUCGGGUUCUUUCUGGUAUUGCGUCGGGCGCAGCGAUCGUAGUUGGUCCUAUUUAUGUGUCCGAGAUUGCUCCUCCCCAGUCUCGGGGCUUCUUUGGUGCCUUUACCCAGGUCAUGACCAAUGUUGGUAUUUUGCUGACGCAAAGCCUGGGGUAUUUCUGGAGCCGUGAUAGCCUGUGGCGGUUGAUUCUCGCCGUGGCUGGCUUGAUUGGAGGCCUAGAGCUGUUGGGUUUGUUGAUGGUGCCUGAGAGCCCUGCAUGGCUGAUAGAGCACGGUCGGACAAGCCAAGCUCGGCGUGUAUUACAGCGCAUUCGCGGCCGAGAUGCUGACAUUGAUGCGGAAAUCAAAAGUUGGGGGCAUUCGGAUACUGUAUCUACUCCAAGUGAAGAAGAGUCACUCCUUAACCCAUCUACGGGAGAUCAGCCUCCGAAUAAGCCAUCUGUCACCCUCUGGCAAGCUAUACGGGACCCAGAAUACCGACCGGCGAUCAUAGCCGUCGUCGGAGUGAUGAUUGCCCAGCAGUUCACCGGAGUCAACAGUAUCGUGAUGUACAGUGUAUCUCUGCUACAGAGCAUCAUUCCCAGCGGUGCCGCAUCACUCACUAUACUGAUAUCUGCCAUCAAUCUUGUUAUUACCCUGGCUUGCACGCCUUUACCCGACCGGAUUGGUCGCAAAACCUGUCUAUUGCUGAGCAUCGGCGGCAUGGGCUGUAGCUCGAUUUUACUGGCGGUCAGUAUCUACUUGAAUCAACAAAUAGCCUCCGCCAUUGGGGCACUGCUAUUUGUGGCUAGUUUUGCCAUUGGAUUAGGACCAGUUCCUUUUAUUUUGGCUUCCGAAUUGGUGGGACCUGAGGCAGUUGGUGCGGCCCAGAGUUGCGCGUUGGCAGCCAACUGGACCGCGACAUUUUUUGUAGCUCAAUUUUUCCCCAUUCUCAAUGAAGCUCUCGGUCGUGGGAAAGUGUAUUGGGUAUUUGCAGCAAUGGCGGGACUCCUAGGCGCAUUCAUUUACCGGUGGGUGCCCGAGACCAAAGGAAAAGCCAAUGCGGACGAGGUUUGGGGUCGAGUGGAUCGCCGGCGAGACUGA
Penicillium taxi is the source of this 1455-nucleotide messenger RNA. Its product is annotated as putative MFS glucose transporter. Gene Ontology annotation, cellular component: membrane. The record is from RefSeq and is a predicted model, not a curated record. Gene Ontology annotation, biological process: monosaccharide transmembrane transport. Gene Ontology annotation, molecular function: hexose transmembrane transporter activity. The transcript is spliced from 2 exons. Lineage: Eukaryota; Fungi; Ascomycota; Eurotiomycetes; Eurotiales; Aspergillaceae. The coding region runs from base 1 to 1455 and encodes 484 amino acids.